Molecule: messenger RNA, 1008 nt
Organism: Colletotrichum fioriniae
Lineage: Eukaryota; Fungi; Ascomycota; Sordariomycetes; Glomerellales; Glomerellaceae
Molecular function (GO): oxidoreductase activity, acting on the CH-OH group of donors, NAD or NADP as acceptor; NADP binding
Source: RefSeq, a predicted model, not a curated record
AUGAGCAGUGUUAUUGUACCCACAGCUAGUCCUCACCUGAGGCUAGGAUGGAUAGGCAAGCCGAACCGCUUGGGCUCCAUGGGGUUGGGCAUGGCGACCAACUUACAAAAGCACCUUUCGCAGAGUGGCGCGCCAAGCCUCAGCUUCUACAAUCGCACCAAGACCAGGGGUGCAGCUCUGGAAGUGUUGGGUGGUGUUUCUCGCAGCCUCGAUGAGCUUACCGCGAAAUCUGACAUCAUCUUCAUGUCCCUAAGUGAUGGAAGUGCGGUCGAAACAGUUUUGAACACAAUGUUAGCUUCAAAUGGUUCGACUACUCCUUUUGACAAAAAGAUCAUUGUCGAUACCUCGAGCAUUCAUCCCAAGAUUUCAGCUCAAGUGAGGUUGAGAUUGAGGGAAAAGGGUGCAGAGUACGUCGCAGCCCCUGUUCUUGGUGCCAGUCCCGUAGCCGCAAAAGGACAACUUCUUUGGAUAUUGGCAGGGGCGGAGGCUGCCAUCGAUAUUGUCGACCCGUACAUUGUCGGGGUGAUGGGUAGAGGGGUCUUACGACUCGGGGACGAUGUGCGGCUCGCAAGCAGUCUGAAAGCUGUUGCAAACUCACUCGGAAUUGGUAUGAUAGAGGUCAUUGCCGAAGCUCACGUCCUUGCGGAGAAGGCUGGCUUAGGAGUUGCCGACGUCGAGAAUCUGAUCCAGCAGCAGUACGGCCUCCCAGGGCUCAUGAUCUCGCAGCGCCUGACAACCGGAGCGUACAUGCCUCCACGGGGCGAGAGACCGUGGGCCGAUGUUGUUCUUGCGGUUCUGGGCGGGCAAGAGAUUCAGACUGCUGCAACAGAUUUGGGAGUGCAACUUGGUGUUUCUUCGCUUGUUAUGAAGAAUCUGGAAGUGGCGAAAGCGUACGGCGAGUCGGUAGGGCGGCAGCUGGACGUCUCUGCGCUUUAUGGUGCGGUGAGGAUGUCUAAUGGGCUUCCUUUUGAGACGGAGUUUGUGAAGAAGAGGGAUGAUUCUUCCUAG